UCAACUUUCUAGUAAUUUGCACGAUUGAUUUUAUUAUUGUUAGUUGAUUCCAGCCGCUCACCGCUCUGGUUCCACUUCACUGAAACAGUUUCUUUCGAUGCGGCGUUGUCCUCAUCUACGUCUCAAAUUCCUUGCCGCCACUGCUACAGCCGACACCGCCGCCAUGUCCUCUUACCAACGUCCCCAUCGAGGCGGUCGAAAUCAAUGGGGCAGAAGCUUCUCCGACCGAACCAACAGCGGCGGAAGAGGCCAUCUAGUUACUGGGGAUUCGAACUUGGACUCUGUUGGAGAAGCGAACCUAGGUUUCCGUCGAGGAAAUUUCUCCAACCAAAACUCCUUUCAGUCUCAGCAGUUCGGUUAUAAACCUAGGCCUUCAUCUCCUUACAGCCAAAACCAACAGUUUUUUCGCCAACCUCCUCCGGCUCGUCCGUACAACCGUUAUCAACCGCCACGCCAUCCGUUUGGUCAAAAUCCAGCGGCUAAGCCUUUCCGUCCCCGCAAUUCCAAGCCCUGGGAUUACCGGGAAUGGAAGUACGCAGGAACUCCGCCGCCUCCGCGUUCUGAUAAGUUUGUUGUCCUUUCAUAUAAUGUAUUGGCGGAUUACCUUGCUAGUACCCAUCGGAAUCUUUACUUCCAUAUACCUUUCCAUAUGAUGAAUUGGGAGUGGAGGAUGAGGAAUUUAAUGUUUGAGCUCAGUUUAUGGUCAGCUGAUAUUUUGUGCUUUCAGGAGGUUGAUAGAUUUCAUGACAUGGAGGAGCAGUUGAAUUCCAUGGGAUAUAAUGGCAUUUGGAAGAUGCGAACUGGGAGAGCAAUUGAUGGUUGUGCAAUCUUUUGGCGAACAUCAAGGUUCAAGUUGCUUCAUGAAGAAUCUAUAGAGUUCAACAAGCAUGAACUUCGAGAUAAUGUUGCCCAAAUAUGUGUUCUUGAGUUGUUGAGCCAAAGUCCCCCCCAAAAUACAGCAGCACCAUUAAGAAGCUCAACAAAUUCAAAUAAAGUUGUCAUUUGUAACAUUCACGUGCUAUAUAAUCCAAGAAGAGGAGAAAUUAAGCUUGGCCAGGUUAGGAGGCUCCUAGAAAGAGCUCAUUCUGUUUCAAAGAGUUGGGAUAAUGCUCCAGUAGUUCUUUGUGGGGAUUUUAAUUGUACUCCCAAGAGUCCAUUGUACAACUUUAUAUCAGAGCAAAAGUUGGAUUUAUCAGAAGUGAAUAGAGAUAAGGUGUCAGGACAAGCUUCUGCCGAAAUUCCUCUGCAGACAUAUAAUCCCAAUUCAGGGGCUCAGUCUGGUAAUAUUCCUGCACAAGUUCCUCCUGCAGUAGAUAUCAAGCGAAUUGGUGUGGAUAAAAAUGAUUCUCACUCUGAUACGAAGAAACAAAAUAAUCUAGACAGAAAUAUGAAUGAUGCUUCUGUAAACAUGUCUGGGUCCAGUGAGACAAUGCAGGAUUUGUCAGAUAUGUCCUGCAACAAUUUGCGAAUGGGAGGCAAUGACAGUGCAGAAUAUGAUGAAGUGACAGAAAUUCGGUGUGGUGCAGUUGAUAUGCAAAGGCUUUCUCCUGGCCAUUCUUCCUGUCCUGAAAAUAUGUGCUCCGGCAUCACUGAGAUGGAGCACAUAGGAACAGAUGUUACCAUCCAUUCUAACAAUGGAAAAGCGUUGGAUGACAUUGUGAUGAACAAUCAUUCUAACGGGAUUACAACUGAUCCUGAGUUGUUGAGUACCUCCCAGUCAGAGACUUCUUCAACUGAACCGUUAUACCAAACUCACUCUCUUGACGCAAUUGAAGUUUCCCCUCCUAAUAUCUUAGCUUGUCAGUCGUCAGAGUCAGUUGCUAAUGAUCACAGGGAUAGACGUCCAGUUCCUUCUCAAGUUGACUUCUAUGGUCUGUCUGCUGGCACUGACAUCGAACUAGAAGAAAAAAUGGAUAAUUUGUCUCCUGAAGAGCAUAGCAAAACUAUGGUAGAAAGUGAAAAUAUUGUUGCAGACAAUAAUGCAUUUGUUGAUGCAUUAUAUGGUAAUCAAGAUAGACAUCCAACAAACUCUAGUCAAUCGGUAGCAUCAGACUUGGAUCAUUCUUCAAUGGAAUUUUUGAGUUCCCAGGAUUCCCAGUUUUUGCUACCAAGUGCUGAUGUUCUGGAUGAUGUAUUGCCUUCCUUGGAUUCCGAAGUUGCUGAGAUUGAGCAGACUACUUACGAUCCAUCAUCAUGGAGCCCAAAGGAAUUAGCAACUGCAACUGGCAAUGAGGACUGCAAGUUCCUGGAGCACCCUCUGCAGCUUAAAAGUACAUAUACAGAAGUCAAGGAUUCUCCUGGUACAAGAGAUUCUUAUGGAGAACCCCUUGUGACAAGUUACAACAGGCGCUUCUCAGGCACGGUUGAUUACAUAUGGCGUUCUGAAGGUCUUCAGACUGUCAGGGUGCUUGCUCCAAUUCCAAAACAUGCUAUGCAAUGGACUCCAGGGUUUCCAACAAAGAAAUGGGGUAGCGAUCAUAUUGCAUUGGCAGCAGAGUUGGCAUUCACAAAAAGCUUGACCAAUCAAGACCCCAAGAGUUAAGUGGCUAGAAAGGGGGUUUUUUUUAUGGUGGUUACUUGCGGGGUUUUCUAAUCUCACUUGUUGUAUUAUUGUUGUUAUAUGUCGAUCUGUUUUACUGACUACAAUUAGAUAUUUUAAUUCAUCAGUUACUAAUUGUGGAUGAGAAUAAGUAAAUACCAGAUCCUCCUGGUUGUCAUUUUGCAUAAUUAUAUAUAGAGAUCUUGGUAACAUAGUUGGGACAA
Molecule: messenger RNA, 2763 nt
Organism: Gossypium raimondii (Peruvian cotton)
Lineage: Eukaryota; Viridiplantae; Streptophyta; Magnoliopsida; Malvales; Malvaceae
Product: carbon catabolite repressor protein 4 homolog 6
Exons: 15
Coding region: 98-2542 (814 amino acids)
Molecular function (GO): 3'-5'-RNA exonuclease activity
Source: RefSeq, a predicted model, not a curated record